Molecule: messenger RNA, 1189 nt
Organism: Punica granatum (pomegranate)
Lineage: Eukaryota; Viridiplantae; Streptophyta; Magnoliopsida; Myrtales; Lythraceae
Source: RefSeq, a predicted model, not a curated record
GCCUUCCUCAUCACACAAUCUGCCAUUCUUAGCAUUAGCUGUCAUAUAUCACCUGAACGUCUGUGGACAUCGAAAGAGAAUGCCGCCAGCAUCGAGUUCGAGCUGUUACGCGAUCACCGAGCCACGCUUGGUAGUGAGGAAGCUGCUCGCGAGGCCCCAGCACGAAGGCGUCGGGGCCAUUGUCAGGAGAACCAUAGGAGGGUUUGAGCUGAGGCACUUUGAUCCUUUCCUAGCACUCGAUGAAUUCUCAGUGACUGCGCCCGCUGGAUUUCCGGACCACCCCCACAGAGGGUUUGAGACAGUAACCUACAUGCUGCAGGGAAGUGUGAGGCAUGAAGACUUUGAAGGGCACAAGGGAACUAUAGAGGCGGGCGACUUGCAGUGGAUGACCGCCGGGAGAGGGAUUGUCCAUUCCGAAAUGCCUGCCGGAGAAGGCACCCAGAAGGGCCUCCAGCUUUGGAUCAACCUCUCCUCCAAGCACAAAAUGAUCGAGCCGAGGUAUCAAGAAAUGUCGAGCAGAGACAUAGCAGAAGCGUCCAAGGACGGGAUCAAAGUCAGGGUAAUAGCAGGAGAGUCACUGGGAGCUAAGUCACCUGUCUACACCAGGACUCCUACCAUGUACUUAGACUUCACUCUCCAGCCCAACUCUCACCUCCGACAACCGAUCCCGGAACACUGGAACGCAUUCGUCUACGUCCUCGAAGGCAAGGGGAUUUUCGGGAGUGCAAAGUCUUCUCCCGUAGCAGGCCACCACCUCCUCCUCCUUGGGCCGGGAGACGGGCUUGAGGCAUGGAAUAAAUCGUCAAAGCAGUUGAGGUUCGUUCUGGUGGGAGGCGAACCGCUGGGUGAACCGGUUGCUCAGCUCGGGCCAUUCGUGAUGAACACCGAUGAAGAGAUUGAUCAGACGGUGGAAGACUUCGCGAACUUCGCAAAUGGAUUCGAGAAGGCGAUGCAUUGGAGGUCGGAAGCGGCCGAGCGGUUCAACAUUUAACUGGCCCAUGUUAAUUAUUUAGGCUCAUGGGUCACUAUUCUUUCGAGGAGAGGAAUCGAACUUCCGUCCUCCUAUAGAUUAUUGAAAAAUUAAAUUAGAAGUGAAAUGAUUUCUUUUUGUGAAAUUCAUAUAUUAAUACGAAAUAUGUAAAUUUUGCUUAUAUUAUGAAUUAAAUGUUAUUCAACUUCUUCGGUAAAA